AUGCCCUCCAACGGUGCGGCGAAUCUCGAUCCUCUAGACGCCGCCGACUACGACCCAAUCGACCACCUGAACGCCAUCUUCUCCCACCCGUCCACGCUUUCCUCCGUGUCGCAGGUGUCCCAGCGCCUCCGCGAGUACGAAGAUGAGCUCGACAACGACAUCAACGCCCUGGUAGAAGACCAGGUGACGUCCAAUGCGGAGAGCGUCGAGCGCAUCCAGGCGGCCAAGGCCGACCUCACCGAACUGUUCAAGAAGAUCGACGAAGUCCGCGACCGCGCGUCCAAGACCGAGCAGGCGAUCACGGAGAUGACGGCCGACAUCAAGCAGCUGGACAACGCCAAGACGAACCUGACACAGUCGAUGACUGCCCUCAAGCGUCUGCAGAUGCUGACGACCGCGUACGACCAGCUCCGGGCCCUCGGGCGGACCCGCCAAUACCGCGACUGUGCCCAGUUGCUGCAGGCCGUCAUCCAGCUGAUGGCCCACUUCAAGUCGUACCGCUCCAUCGACCAAAUUGCCCUACUCAGUCGGAAUGUGGCGGACAUCCAGCGCGAGCUGCUGGAGCAGGUGUGUGAGGAUUUCGAGCUCGCGUUCGCCAAGGGCGAGGUGGGCCAGAAACGGACCAUGCUUGCGGAGGGCUGCUUGGUGAUGGAUGCGCUGGGCGAACAUGCGCGGUCGCGACUCGUGACGUGGUAUUGCAAUUUCCAGCUCCGCGAGUACCGACAGGUGUUUCGGAACAACGAGGAGGCGGGGUCGCUCGAUAAUAUUUCGCGGCGGUAUUCGUGGUUCCGACGGAUCUUGAAGAUUUACGACGAGGAAUACGCGGCAGUGUUUCCGGCAUCCUGGAGGGUGAAUGAAAUCCUUGCGAAUGUCUUCUGUGAGGGGACCAGGGAGGACUACAAGGGGAUACUGUCUCGCUCCGUGCGAAACGGCCAAACGAUUGACGUCAACCUGUUACUUUCGUGUUUGCAAGAAACGCUGGACUUUGAGCAUUCCCUCGAGCGGCGGUUCGUCGCCCCCUCCCGUCCGUCGACCGAUACCUUUGCCUCGGCACUGGAAACGUCCGUCUUCAGCCAGGCCAUCUCCGAGGCUUUCGAGCCGUAUCUCAGUGUGUGGGUUGAGGCCCAGGACAAGCAGCUGGCUGCCCUGAUACCGAAAUACCGACAACAGCCUCCGCGGCCCCCUGAUGAAGAGUUCGACUCGAAUAUCGUCAUAUCAUCCUCGACCGAACUGUUUACCUUCUACAGACAUUCCUUGCAGCAAUGCGCUAAACUCUCGACGGGGAAUAGCCUUGCUGAUCUUGCUAAAGUGUUUGCGAAGUAUCUGGACCAAUACGCACAGCAGGUGCUCCUCUACUACAUCAGCGAACGGCCCAGCGGCCACACGCCGUCAAACGUGCCAUCAUUGGAAGAUCUCAUUUCUGUUCUCAACACCGCCGAUUACUGCUACACAACCUGCAACCAACUAGAGGAGAAAAUCAAGGGCCGCCUGGACAAAAACCUAAAGCAGAAUGUGGACCUGCAGAGCCAAGCGGACUCGUUCAUGGGCAUCGCGUCGGCGGCUGUCCGUGGACUCGUCCGUAAGGUCGAAGUCGACCUGGAACCCUGUUGGCGUGAAAUGCGCAAUACACCCUGGAAUCGACUGGAGGCUGUCAGCGACCAGAGUUCCUACGUCGGGGAGCUAAUGUCCAAGACGAAGACCAGGUCCUCUGAGAUCCUGCAGUUGCUGCACAAGCAACAGUACGCUCGAGCAUUCGCUGACCACGUCGUCGAGCUGGUCACGAACGCCUUCGUCUCUACAAUCUUCCAGUGCAAGCCUGUCUCGGAGACCGGCGCCGAACAAAUGCUCUUGGAUUCCUACACCCUCAAAACCGGCCUGUCCUCGCUCCUCCCCGCCCCAGCCCCAGCCGGCUUCGUCAAACGCGUCAACGCCAGCUUCACCAAGAUCGAGACCCUCCUCAAAACCCUGCAGGUGCAACCUUCCCCGCCCGAAGCCCUGGUGCAGGCAUACCUGCUCCACAUCGCAGACCGUAGCAACGCCAACUUCCGCAAAAUCCUCGAUCUCAAGGGCAUCCGCAGCCGCCAGGAACAGAACCAUCUCGUCGAGCUGUUCCAAGUGCACCGCGCCUCCGACCGUCACGCGCCCAACCUCCAGCAAAGCAACCCCUUCCUGACGGCCCUGCAGACCACGCCCGCCGCGUCCUCCACCUCCGUCUCACAGGGUCUCCUCGGCUCGUCCGCCACGGCCAAUCUCCCCACGCGCUUCGAUCCGUCCAUGCUGGGGUCCGCGCUCAUCUCCGCCGCUAAAGACGGCGUCGACCGCUUCGGCACUCCCGCCAGCACCUCUAGUGGUGGCGUCGGGUCUGCAUCUGCGACGCCCGUGUCCUCUGCGCCGGGGCCGCUGGGCCAAACGCAGGGCGUUAGUGCGGAGGUCGGCUCAAACUUGAACGAGAACCUGAAGAAUAUCGGGAAGUUCUUCCGGCGGGACCUGGGUGGGUUCGGAGGUCGGUUUGGGCGGAGUGAUCAUGAUGGUAGUUAG
Molecule: messenger RNA, 2538 nt
Organism: Aspergillus terreus NIH2624
Lineage: Eukaryota; Fungi; Ascomycota; Eurotiomycetes; Eurotiales; Aspergillaceae
Product: putative GARP complex subunit Vps53
Exons: 3
Coding region: 1-2538 (845 amino acids)
Biological process (GO): retrograde transport, endosome to Golgi
Cellular component (GO): GARP complex
Source: RefSeq, a predicted model, not a curated record